Molecule: messenger RNA, 561 nt
Organism: Serpula lacrymans var. lacrymans S7.9
Lineage: Eukaryota; Fungi; Basidiomycota; Agaricomycetes; Boletales; Serpulaceae
Exons: 5
Coding region: 1-561 (186 amino acids)
Biological process (GO): translation
Cellular component (GO): cytosolic large ribosomal subunit; ribosome
Molecular function (GO): structural constituent of ribosome; RNA binding
Source: RefSeq, a predicted model, not a curated record
AUGGGUAUCGACAUCAAGGCACAUCACGUCAAGAAAUCGAACCGAACGAGCCCAAAAAGCGAGGAUCCUUACCUCCUUUUGCUUGUUAAGCUCUACCGUUUCCUGGCCCGUCGCACGGAUUCGAGCUUCAACCAGGUCAUCCUUCACCGCUUGUUCCUUUCCAAGAUCAACCGCCCUCCUAUUUCCCUGUCAAGAAUCACAAAGGAGACAUUGGCUACACCAGACCUCGCAUCAAAAAUCAUCGUACAAGUUGGCACCGUCACCGAUGAUGUCCGCCUGACCGAAGUUCCUAAACUCACUAUCGCUGCUCUGCGAUUCACGCGUGGUGCCAAGGAGCGCAUCCUCAAUGCUGGCGGUGAGGUGUUGACCUUGGACCAGCUCGCCCUUAGGGCACCUACUGGUUCCAACACUGUCUUGUUGAGGGGCAAGAGGAACACUCGUGAGGCCGUCAAGCACUUUGGCAUGGGUCCUCACAAGCAUAAGAAACCUUACACCGCCUCCAAGGGCCGCAAAUUCGAGCGUGCUCGUGGUCGCCGAAAGUCUCGUGGCUUCAAGGUAUAA